UGAGAUGAGGAUGUCCUUUUGUUUUUAAUGUGGUGUGUGAAACACUAACUUGUAGUCAUUCCAAAAAGAUCUCUGGGAAACAUUUCGACACAGAGAUCAAGUACACUUUUCGGGGGGCUUUGGACCACACUCGUGUCAGACGUGCACUCGUGAUCCGCGCAUAUUAGUUGCUGUUCAGAGGGGCUGCCGAGUGCGCAAACAGAAAGCUGCGUGCAACGCAACGAAUGCCAACUAACGGAUAAGCGAUGUCUGCAUGCGACUGUAUCUCCAGCAGACAGACUUAACAUUUCCCCUACCGAGCAGCCCCGUCCCUGAGUGCUGGAAGUGCGGAUCGGCUAAAGGGAAAACCGCUCCGACGACCACCAGACUCUCUGGUCGCCUCCGAGAAGAGAGAGUGUGCACCUUAUUGCGAGAGAGUUGCUGUUCGCUGCUCAGGGUAUCCCUCGUGUUGCAAGUGGCACGAAAGCUGUGAUCGGCGACAUUGCCUCUCGCCCGAAGACGCAUACGCGAUUGACUGGAGAAGUGGUGGUUUUGGGCACUGGGUUGGAAACUGAUUCAGUGGUGCAUUCAUUUUUGCUCUCAGCAGAUCGGAUAAAUAGUAUGGAUUAGAUCGACCGUUUGUAAAGCAAGGUGCCCUGCCGCGGUUCUUCUCUAUGCCAAUUAAGAGAGAUAGAGCCAUAGAAACACACGGCCCCGUGGGGAAGCAUGUAAUGACUCACACCAGGAAAAAGGCUUCCACCAGGCCGGGCCCCAGCAGCGAGCGACGGGACAAUAGCUCCCAGGGGCCAAAUGGGGACAAUAUGGAUGUGGCCUGGCCUCAGCGCUUGCUGCGAUUCGGCAGGACCAAGAAGAUAGGCCAGGUCAUUAGUCAUAGGAAGGAUGAGGCCAAGAGAGUAACCGCAACGGGGAAGAGACGCAAGAAGUCUGGCGCGGUCCGAAAGACGCGCCGGAAGCAGCGCGAGAAGAAACGGGACAGGAAGUCAUACCCGCUGCGGGGGAGGACCGCCGGCUCGGACGAGGAGGGCCUCGACUGUCAUGUCCUCCUCACCCGCGUGGACGACGGCCUAGCGGAGCAGGAGGGCUCCGACGCCGAGGCGACGGCGACGGCGCCGAACGACGGCCCCCAGAAGCCGUCGCACAAGUCAAAAUCCAGGAAGGACAAAAGGGGCAGACGAAAAGAGACAAAGGUGACACCCAAAACCAAAUCGAGGUCGAACACCCGGAGAGAGGAGGACGUCGUGUUCCUUCCGGAGCCGCGCAAGCGCCGGUUAGCCUCUCUCAACGCCGAGGCGGUGAACAGCCUUCUGCUCGACCGAGGCUCUGACCAACAUCCACCAGCCAAGCAGGCCAAGAGACAGCAUGAGGAGCCCGCAAACGAAAGGGCUCCCCUGGACGCUAAUCCCGCUUGGAGCGGUGCUGCUGGAGGUCUUAACUCCCCCCAGAUCAGCACCACCAAAGCCACCGCUAAGUUGAAGCGCGAGCCGGGACGAGGCUCCAAGCGGAGCAAGAAGAAGGCCAAAGCGAACCGAGGGGAUCCGAGGGGGUGCGUCAGUCAGGCGAGCUUGGACGCCCCGGCGCCCAGACGCCUCGCCGGCCUCACCGCCGCGGCUCUGCUGAAGCUGACCAGCACGUCGGCCACCAGCAAGCAGAGGGUGAAGGCCGUUCCCACGGCGACCGUCACCACAGACUCUAAGGCCCCGGUCCCGGCCGCCACCCCGAAGCCACAGACCCGCGUCAAGCUCAAAGCCAAGGGGCGCUCGCAGAAGACCAGGGGGAAGAAAGGCGCGGCCCCGACGGACGAAGACGACGCCGCCGCCGCCUGCAAGGACAAGGCCGACUUUGAGCCCAAGGUGGAGUGGGUGAACGGCGACUGCAACCACAAGCUAGCCGAGGCGGGCUACCCGCAGCGCGGCAUGCUGGGCUUCCAGCUGAAGAGCGUGAAGGAGGAGCAGGAGGAGACGGACCUCAGCCCGUACUACUGCUGCCCGCCCGAGGGCUCGGUGGAGUACUGCCACCGCCUGGCCUUCUUCCUGGGCCAGCAGGCCUACGGCGAUCCGGAAGGCCAGCCGCGCAACCCCGCCCUGACCCCCGUGAAGCGGGAGUGCCUGGUGGGCUCGCCGACGCUCGCCCACGCCCACCCCCACGCGGCGCUGACCCUCAGCCCCCACCCGUGCCUGUGCACGGCCGAGCACUGCUUCUCCAGCUACUACGUGCACAUAGCGCACCCCACACACACUGGAACCCCGUCGGCCGCACUGGCCGCCCGACCCCUGAACUUUGCCCCCUCGUCGCUGUGCCCGAACCGGGUAGGCCGGUCCAAGCUGCUGGGGCCGCGGGUGGGCCACGCGGCGGGGCUGGCCCACCCGGCCUGCUGCGGGCCGGUGGGGUCGCCCUGCUACAACGAGGCGUGCCGGAUCAGCGGCUACGCCUAUCGCGCAAUGCCGCCCGUCGCCAGCAGGGGGUGCUCGUUCAGCACGGGGUGCACUGGGUGCCAGCACGGCAUCAAGACAGAGGGCUACUCUCCUUCUCAGGGCCUGGCCCCCAGCCUGCCCCUCUCCAGCCUCCCCCUGCCCAGCGCGCCGCCCUCCACCCAGCCCAAGCCCCACCUGCCGACCCUGCUCCCGGGCCGGGACCAGCCCCCGGCCCGCCUGAAGCUGGCCAAGGAGUGCCCCCAGGCCACGGCCAAGUCCUCCUCCGCCGCCGCCUCCCCGGUGUCCUCGGGACGCACCCGGCUGACCCAGAAACAGGCCCCGCUCCCCGCCCCGGGCCUCGUCGGCGCCAGGCAGAAGGUCAGCCGGCGCCGCGCCACCAACGGCUGGAGGCCCGUGGGCGGGCCCGUGGAGAGGGAGGUCUUCAUCGCGGGCGACGAGGAGACGGCCCUGCGGCAGUGCUACGACGGGGUGGAGCGGGACGGGGAGGUGGUCCGCGUCCGCGACACCGUGCUGCUGAGGUCGGGUCCCAGGAAGAAGUCCCUGCCCUACGUGGCCAAGAUAUCGGCCCUCUGGGAGGACCCCAAGACGGGGGAGCUGAUGAUGAGCCUGUUCUGGUACUACCGCCCGGAGCACACGCAGGGAGGAAGAGACCCCAGUGCACACUGCGAGAAGGAGAUAUUCGCCUCUCGCCAUCAGGACGAGAACAGUGUGGCCUGCAUCGAAGACCGGUGCUACGUUCUCCCUCUCGCCCAGUACUGUAGAUUCUGUGCCUUGUUGAAGCGGCGGGCGGAGGGCGUGGCCCCCGGGGGCCCGGGCAGCGGCGUGGUGGUCCCGUGCUGCGCCGACUUCGCCCCCCCCUCGCACCGCUGCGUGCCCAGCGACGUGGACCCCCAGCUGGUCUAUCUCUGCCGACACGUCUACGACUUCCGCUACGGACGCAUCCUCAAGAACCUCCAGUAG
Molecule: messenger RNA, 3392 nt
Organism: Gadus chalcogrammus (walleye pollock)
Lineage: Eukaryota; Metazoa; Chordata; Actinopteri; Gadiformes; Gadidae
Product: bromo adjacent homology domain-containing 1 protein-like
Exons: 7
Coding region: 654-3392 (912 amino acids)
Molecular function (GO): chromatin binding
Source: RefSeq, a predicted model, not a curated record